Molecule: messenger RNA, 1887 nt
Organism: Rhipicephalus microplus (southern cattle tick)
Lineage: Eukaryota; Metazoa; Arthropoda; Arachnida; Ixodida; Ixodidae
Product: cytochrome P450 3A41-like
Molecular function (GO): oxidoreductase activity, acting on paired donors, with incorporation or reduction of molecular oxygen; steroid hydroxylase activity; iron ion binding
Source: RefSeq, a predicted model, not a curated record
UCGAGAGACACCUGCAACGAAUGAAGCUUCAUAUUCAUAUUUCGUAUGUACAAAAAGUAUAACAACGCGUUCCUAGAAAGCUACGUUUUAGGACUCCCAAGUGGGAGAUCAAACCUUGUGCACAACCGACGGCGACGCAUCGGAAGCACAAGAUAUGCUGCUUUUCGCACUCGUCGUACUUCUGUCAUCUCUCUUGUGCUGGUGGCUGCGUAAAACGUUUACUUUUUGGGAUAAGCAGGACAUCGCACAUCUCACAUUCUGGCAGCAUAUGAGAUACUGCAUUGACCUCUACACCAAGCCCUUAAAAGAAGUAAUCAUAAAAUACUACAACCAAAAUGGCCGCCUUUAUGGAUCGUAUCAAGGCACUGUACCGACCCUCGUUGUCGGUGACCCCGACAUAUUGCGCGAGAUUCUUGUAACAAAGUUUAAAAACUUUUCCGACAGAAGUGAGGCGCAAAGGAUAGGUUCUGCGAUAUGGUGCAAUUCGAUGCUGAACCUGUCAGGCGAAGACUGGAAGAGAGUGCGGAAUAUUUUUACGCCGGCCCUGACAGCCAGCAAACUCAAAACGAUUGUAAUGAAGGUCCUAACUGUAGCCGAGAAAAUGGUGUCCCGAAUCGAGGCAGUGGCUGCCGACAACAAGUCGGUGAACAUGAGCGAGCUGGCCGAGCACAUAUCUAUGGACACAGCCGCUGCGCUUAACUACAGCCUUGACUUGGACAGCGAGAAAGACAGAGACCAUCCUCUGGUGAAAAUCUCUCAGUGCCAUCUUCAUAAAGAAUGCUGGUUGGCGGGCUGUCAUGUUGUUUCUGAUGCCCAGGAUCUACAAGGUUUGAAACCUAACUACCCGCCUAAAGCAAACAUCGACAUAUUCAAGGCAUUUGUAUCGCAUCUGGUUCAAGAGCGGGAGUCAAAAACUAAGAAAGAAGACGAUUUCCUGCAGCUGUACUUGGAUGCUGAGUACCAAUCGGAGAUCGCUGAAGACGGGAAACAAAGCAGGGAUGAAAGAAGAGAAAUGACACUGGACGGAAUAACUGGCCACGGAAUCGUAUUCUUCAUUGGUGGUGUGGAAGGUAACAUGAUGGCGGUUACAAUGACUGCCUACUACCUCGCCCUCCACCCCCACUUACAGGACCGGGUCCUCGAAGAAGUAGACAAGGUGGUUUCUGAGGGUGGCAUUACCUACGACACUCUGCAGCGGAUGCCUUUCCUUGAGGCGUGCCUCAAAGAGGCACUACGACUGGAAACCCACGAUGCUAUAUAUACACGCCUGUGCACCGAAGAGACCACCGUGGCCGGCAUCUGCUUCAAGCCAGGCAUGUGUGUUGACAUUCCAUUGGCAGGCAUUCACCACGACGCCGAGUACUUUCCUGAGCCCGAGAAGUUCAAUCCAGAAAGGUUUCUGCCUGAGAACAAAGACUGUGUGAGACCAUUUACUUACAUGCCUUUUGGCGUUGGACCACGUAACUGCGUCGCCAUGCGACUGGGAUUGCUGCAGGCUAAGGCAUCGCUGGCUUGCUUAUUCCGCAGCGUCAGGCUUGAGACGUGCCCUGAAACGAUGGUGCCUUUGAAGUGUAAGCCUCGCGUGCUUCUGCACAGCAUGAACGGCCCAGUUGUUCUUCGCCCAGUUCUACGUCACACCUCAACAAAGAAAUUCAUUGGCACUAUUUGAUUAUUACACCCCUACAACUACACAACUUGGGAGGAAGUUGGAGGCUCAGGAAAGAAGAAAUCACUUACCAGCGAAUGUAGCUGGAGCCGGUGUUUUGACAAUUACACUUGUAUUCGUCAGUUAAUUCUCGCACUCAAUAUCUGCGAUACAUCAGCUUGUGAACGUAUAUCUCCAGGAUGCGACUUGCUGUUGAGUGAUUAAAGAGAUAAACGAUGAAA